Lolium perenne is the source of this 1007-nucleotide messenger RNA. The record is from RefSeq and is a predicted model, not a curated record. NCBI's taxonomy places the organism in Eukaryota, Viridiplantae, Streptophyta, Magnoliopsida, Poales, Poaceae.
CCUCUUGUGAGUAAAUUACAUAUAGAUACCAUUUUUGGGCAACCGUUUUAAUUUGAUACCAUCUUUGAUAAUUUUAACAAGUAAGUGCAACUUCUACAACAGCAAGUAACUAAUAGAGCAACUCUGAUAUUAAUAGUGAAUUAACCGCGUGGGCCCAGUUGUCAUAGCCAACGUCCAUCUGCCAGCCGUUAGGGCACGAGUGGAUAAGCCGCAUCUCUGGUUCUUGAGGUCUUGGGUUUGGGGAAUUUCCUGGUGCGGUGCCUUUGCUUGUUUGACCCGUCUCUUGGAGUGUGAGCUAGCUUCACUCCCGGCGCUACUCCAGAUCUGUGGUGCUCAACCCCAGCAAAACUCUCCACCAAAUCUUUCCCUUGUUAUUCCUUGCUGAUUUGGGGAUUUUUUUGGGGGCUUGUGUGUUUUCCCCCAAAUUCUUGGAUGCGAUUUCUGCUCAAGUCUCAUUAGUAGUACUGGUGGGGAUGGCGACGUCUCCUGCCGACUCCAUUGCCACCGGCCGGAGCCGCGGCUUUGAGGUUCCUAGUCCUAGUCCCUUUCCGAAGCGCGUCCACGUCUUCUUCGUCGACGCUGAGGAGGCCGAGCCGCGUGGCCGGCAGCGCCUGCUGGAAGUCAUCAACAUCGACGUGAAGGCCGUCUCGACCUCGCCGCUGUCGACUUGGACCGUGCCACCGAACCCGAAGCGGAUAGUUCUGGCCCGGCGCCUGGUGGCCAAGGACAGCGUUCGGCGGCGCUUCCGCGGCGUGCGACGGCGGUCGUGGGGCAAGUACGUGGCGUAGAUCCGCGACCCGAGCCUGCGGAAGCGGCUAUGGCUCGGCACCUUCGACACCGCUGAGGAGGCCGCCGCGCUCUACGACGCCGCCGCCGUGCGCCUCAAGGGCUCCCUCGUCGUCACCAACUUCUCGUGCCCUAACGGCUGGCAGACGGACUUUAGCUAUGACAAGUAGACCCACGCGGUUAUUUCACUGUUAAUAAAACCAGAGUUGCUCUUUUUGUUA